Molecule: messenger RNA, 6029 nt
Organism: Pseudomyrmex gracilis
Lineage: Eukaryota; Metazoa; Arthropoda; Insecta; Hymenoptera; Formicidae
Gene: Fstl5
Product: follistatin-related protein 5-like
Exons: 18
Coding region: 2172-4874 (900 amino acids)
Biological process (GO): regulation of BMP signaling pathway; cell differentiation; multicellular organism development
Molecular function (GO): protein binding; calcium ion binding
Source: RefSeq, a predicted model, not a curated record
UAUUACAUUAAUACGCAAUGCGCUAUAAAUAUGCACACACAUGUUGUGUUUAAAUGUUAAAACAAUAUACUAGAAGAAAAUUAUGAUAUCGCGUUACAGGCGAAAUGUGCAAAAAUAUAUUUUAUUGUUUUAAAUAUGUUUAAACCGUCGGUAACGUCAGUUCUUCGUGAGCCUUUAUCCAGAGCUUCAGAGGGUCUUUAACCCUCAGAACGUACAAUAUCGAUCUGUGGAAUUGCUAUUUCGGUAAACGUUUAAAAAUAUACAAACUUAAUUUACGUUGUUUGCUUUGAUAACGAAAUUAAUCUCGAAAAUAUUUAUUUUAUCUAUAUUGCAUUAUCUUAUUUUUUAAAAAAUCCAUAAAAUGUUCGAAUUUAAAAAGUAAAAAAAUUACCGCAAUUUCUCUUUCUUCUAAAAAUAAUUGGACGAGUUAGCAAUCCGUCACAUAAAUUUUGUGACGUUUCGUGAUGAAACACUGUCCAUUAGUGUGACACUCGUAAUAAUAGACGGACUCGAAAGAUAACGCUCGCAAAAGAUAAUCGCGUUAUCAGCGAUCCAUAAAAGAUCACAAAUUAUAUUAUCGGAUCUGUCACUGCGUGGAUAACAGUUUGUUACGUAACGAAAUGUUUGUUAUAACGAAACAAUAAAAUUGACACGUGCGAUUUUAUUGUUUUGUUAUUUGUUCAAUCUUCCUCUUCUUUCUCCCAUCUACGUAUCGCGCAAAACUUUUGCGUAUUGUCGAUAGAAAAGAAUCAAUUUGUCAAUAUGUACAUGUCUUUUCUGAAACAUAUUGUGUAAGAAUAUUUUCAAUUCUAUCGCCAAGCAACGGUUGUCUUUCAAUAUUACACAGUUACUCUCGUAAAUUAUUUCGAUGCUGUCGCGAUUCUCCUGCAAAACAAAAAUAUCAUCCGCCACCCCUCAAGGGGGUGCGGUAUCGAUAAGAGAUGUCGCCUUGGUCGCGCCACCCUUGUCAAAACUCUCUGACGUUCUACACAAGAUAGGCAAGUCUUUUUCUUAACAGAGAUAGACGUGACAGCACGUGCUACAUAUCGGAAAAGAGAGAUGAGGAUGGCGCGUUUUAACAAACUUCCCCGCGUUCUCUCUUUCUUUCGCACCCUUCAUUCGCGUCCCAUCUCGGAAUAAACGUCACGUUACAUCGCGUCACAAAAAGAUCCAUUAUGUAUUUUUUUUUCUCUUUUUACAUUUUAUUUCCGAAAUAUAAAGCUGAAUUAAUUAAGAACUCAAAUAAAGCAGCGACAUCAAUUGUCUCUCUCGAUAUUUGUCCCGACCGGCGAAUGUUCUCGGGUCAACGCGCACCAACGGUACUACCACCCCCGGUCUACAACAAAUUGCCAACUCGCUCUCUCUUUCUUUCUUUCUCUCUCUCUCUCUUUUCCCUCUCUUCUCUCUCGCCGCCGACGCGACACUUAUAGAGAAUUAAUAGCGGCUUUUAUUGCGAGUUCUCCAAGUAACUGGCGGAAUUGCCAAAAAAGUUUAAGUCGAUCUAUGACGACGACGACGCACGCGCAAACGUGCCGUUUCCAUGGCGCCGUUGCUACACGGUUAGGUAAUGCUGGAUUAGACGGUAGUACGCCGUUUGCCGACCCUCUCCGGGGUAACGCUCAGUACACCCUAAACCAUCGUCGCGGUUAGAAGACGAUCUCUCGCAUCAUCACACUCGCACGUGCGUACACACGCACACACACACAUACACAGACAGUCAGACAUAUGCACACAUGCACGCGGGCGUAAUAAUAACAUUGUGUGUCGCACACCUGUACGUCGUACGCACGUACCGGCGUCCCUCGCACCCCUUUGUGGAGCGAGAACGCGCGCGGCUGUUUAACUCGCUGUUUACGACACACACGCUCUUCUCAUCUGUCUUACCACGUUCCCGUUGCUUCGCGUACACCGAAGUCGGUCUCACCGGCCUCGCUGAAAUCCAAGCGGACUGAGUAUUUUGUUUGCUCCUCGGGGUGCAUUUGGACGCACCACCACCACAACCACCACCACCAUCACCGCCGCCGCUGCCGGCGUGGACCUUAAAAUCCAGGCUGCGUGCACGUAAUCGAGCACAGUGUCGUGGGACGAAAGUGGCGGGUGGUGUGUUUACUGUGGUGGCGGCGACGGUAUUAUCCUGACGGGACUAAGACUGGUCAGGUCAGUAACACGGGAUGCGACUAAAACCCUGCUUCGCGAGCUUCUAUCUCCUGUUGCUUUCAAUCGUCUCGAUCUUUACCAUCCCUGCGCUCGGUUCUGAUCUUGUUCGUUACAAGCGCUCGAGACAUCAUUAUUUUACAGACGACGAUGACGGCGUGGUAUCACCGAGCGCGGGAGGAGCUCUGUCCACAACGCCAAUCCCGAUCGAGGAUGGAGGAUCCGCAAACUCCGAGAACCGGCACGUUCAAAGGAACAACAAUCCCUGUCUCGAGAAGUAUUGCGGCGCGGGAAGAGAGUGCCAAGUUUCCGCGGACGGCGAGAGAAUCGUCGCGGUGUGCGUCUGCGUUCGAAGAUGCGCGCGGAGGCAUCGACCGGUCUGUGCGAGCAACGGCAGGGUGUAUGCCAAUCACUGCGAGCUGCAUCGCGCGGCCUGCAACGUCGGGACGCGGCUGACCGCGCGAAGGCUCUCCAGAUGUUUGAGCAAUGGUAAUUACAGCGCGCAGGCACGGAAGGAUUUUCUCGCGUACCACGCUCUAUCGAAGGACAAGAGUGCGCCGUACACCACCAAGACCAAGAACAAGAUGAAGCAUCAUUCGGCGGGUAAAUCGAUCCCGCAAAAAAACAGCCACGAGGAGUGUUCGGCGCAGGAAUACGAAAUUAUGAAAGAUAAUCUGCUCUUGUACAGUCACGCCAGAUUAAUGGCCGAGGAUAAUCACAGCAAGGAGUAUUUGGUCAGCAUCAUGUUUUCUCAUUAUGACAGAAACAAUGACGGUAAUCUGGAACGGGAGGAACUCGAACAGAUCGCCAAGGAGGAAAACAUGGAGGAACUGUGCGCCGGAUGUAAUCUUAGCCACAUGAUCAGCUACGAUGACACCGACGGCGAUGGAAGAUUGAACGUUAACGAGUUCUACAUGGCCUUCAGCAAGCUUUACAGUGUAUCGGUGGUGUCGUUGGACAAAUCCCUCGAAGUGAAUCACAUAUCCGCGCGAGUCGGGGACAACGUGGAGAUUAAGUGCGACGUCACCGGAACGCCACCCCCACCCUUGAUCUGGCGACGUUACGGCAUCGACGUGGAAACCCUGAGCGAGCCGGAGAUUCGCGUUUUCAACGACGGCAGUCUCUACCUGUCGAACUUGCAGCUCGAACACGCCGGCAAUUACACGUGCCACGCUCUCAGAAAUCAAGAUGUGGUGCAGACUCACAUGCUCACUAUAUACACCGUGCCCGAGGUCAGGGUAACACCGCAAUUUCAAUCCAAACGGCCGAAGGGGAUCGCGAGAAUGAGGUGCCACGUGGUGGGCGAACCUCUCCCUCGGGUUCGAUGGCUAAAGAAUGAUAAGCCCCUGAGCGAGGAUCAACCGGAUAAGUACGAGGUGAUCGGGAACGGUACCAAACUGCUAAUCAGGAAAGUCGAUUAUGCCGAUACCGGGGCGUACAUGUGCGAAGCGACCAGCAUCGGAGGCCUUACAAGAGACAUCAGCAGUCUUGUGAUCCAAGAAGAACCUACACCGAUCGCAACGGACGAAGAGCGCAGAUUCUUUUCCUUUCACGAAUGGGGUAUUUUGGUGUACGAACCCUCCACGUGUCACGCGUUACACGAAAUUCAAUCCACGGACAUAAUACCCGGCACCCAGGAAUAUGUCUGCGGGCCGAAAAACGUUCCGUGCUCCUGGGGACGAGCCAUAAACGUUGCCAACACGUACGUGUACGUCAGUCAACCGGACAAGGAUCGGGUGCUGGUAAUCAGCGAGGCGCAGAUGAUGAUUAUCGACGUGGUGGCCACGGACAAAAAUCCCGUGGAUUUGUGGUACUUGCCGAGCCUCGACUACGUCUGGGUGUUGAACUGGAGAAGCGAGAUGGACGUCGGUAUCAAGACCGUGCAAAUCAUCAAGGAAGCUGCCCAACGAAAGAAGCACCACACCAUGCGACCCGAGCCCAUCGACGCGCAAUUCGAUCUCGUUAAGGGCUUGUUCAUCCCCCAGCAGCGAGACACGAAGCACACGUUCAAAUAUGGUUACGUGACGCACACGAAUCAGCACGGAAUGUACAAGCUCGAUCUGACCAAUAUGAGAUACACCCGGACCGUGAAUCUGGCCAGCUACAACUGCGUACCGGCAAGCGUGGAAUUUUCCGAUCUUUACGGUUUUGUGAUACUGGAAUGCGAGGAACCGAUCACCGGACGUCCGACCGGCCAAGUGCUGUUGGAUUAUCUCACUGACAGCGUUCUCGCCCAUAAAGCGAACAUCCUGGGAAAACCGGCAAUUUCCCCCGAUUCCAGAUAUCUGGUUACCCUCGACAAACAGGACACCGGCGUCACUCUCGUGGUGCAGGAGAUACUGCCGAACGGAUUGAAAUUCGCAUUUGACGUGAAAACGACCUUAAACAUCAGCGACAUCGCCUUCUAUCCGUCGCAAACGACGCACAGCUACGACAUAUACGCUUCGUCGACGGACAAAGAGGACAUUCUAUUUCUGGACUUAACCACCGGUAAAGUGGAAAUGAUAACAGGCGUGGGAAAGGCUACACCGCCGCAUCUAACCAAGUGGGGUAACCCGAAUAGACCGAUAAUACAAAGCGGUAUAUUUGGUCGAUACAUGGUAAGCCCUUCCAACCAGGCGCUCUUUGUUCUCAACGGGGAAACCCGCACGGUGAAUUGCGAGAUUGGUGGCCUUAUACAUCCCGGCGCGAUUGUCUGGUUCACUGUUUCGCUGCGUUAACGAAUGUAGCUUUGCAACGACGACAAUAUGAGAGAGAGAGAGAGAGAGAGAGAGAGAGAGAGAGGAAUGACGUACGUAUAUAAAUUGUGAACAUACAGAAGGGUCCGAGGAUGCGGAUGUAUACAAUAUAUCGGAGUGUCGAGCAACUUCAGACGAAAAUUUAAAAAGACACACGUUAGAGAUAAAGCACGGCGCUACUUCGGAGGAAGCUCUCUCGUCUUUGCGAGUAGUUAUUUUCAGAAUUGAUACCGGACGUUUGCGCGCAACUGCUCGCUGUGAAGGAAAACAGCGACGAGAUUAAUCGAAACAUCGAAGCGCAAAUAGAAAAGGAGAUAGAAAUUAUUUGCACAAGAAGUGAGAAAUAAUAAUAUUUUUCAAUUCUCGAUUUCGAAGACCAACGAUUUGUGAGAUUUUACGAAGACAGUUGUUACAUCGCGCUUCAAAACGUCUCUUUUAUAUCGGAACAUUUUUUCUAAAUACGGACGUAUUAGUAAGUUUAAUUAAUUAAAAUUGCCGUAAUUUCUUACAAUUGUCCCAACUUUUCGAAAGACGAUCAAUUUUUUGGUGUAAAUUAUAACAAAUUGUUCCGAAUGUAAAAUAUAUGCCAUAUAAAUUGUUACCAGUACAUAUCACUCGUUAACUGCCAACUUGUUGAAUAUCACUACUAACGUUGUUUUCUUGUUUACGCGAGCAGUUGUACAAAAAUUAUCCACGAAUAUGAGUUGAAACAAGUUGUGAUAUUUACACUGAAAUCGAAUUUCAAUUGAAUAAGCAAACGCUUGACGAUUAUUUCCUCCGUGUUUAUUCAGACGCGCGCAUGCGAUAUAAAAACAGAAACCAUUAAUAAUUGAUAUAAACUAUUUUUUUCUGUGUUGUGUCUGCACACGAUCGGAAAUUCAAUCUCAGCUUUCUUCUUUCGCAAAAUUACUACAAAAAAUUUAAAGAAUAUAAUAAAAACACACAGUUCUGAAAAUAUCUAACUUAAGACAAAGGCUUUGCAUUAUAUAUACAUAUAUCAUUGAGCGCGCGUCUCAAGAGCGAUAAAAAACGAUAAAAAAAUAAAAAAAAAAUAAAUAAAUAAACGACAAAAAGAUGGCCGUAAUAAUGAAGCCAGGGAAGAGUUUAACGAUAAGCUAAUACGUAAUUUAAAUAUAA